CCAAAACAUUACGAAACGCGAGUGUAAUUAUUAGUAAAAGAAAACUUUUGAAAGAAAAUGUUAUUUUUCUAAAUAUUUAAAUAAGAAAAUUAAAAUAAAUGUUAAUAAAUUUAAAAUAAAACUAUUAAAGAACACAAAAUUAUGUCGGUACAAUACCAAAGAUUUUUAAAAGUACUCGAAAAGUGGCCAGCAGAAAAAUCAAAAGUCGGCAGGGAUCUUGGUGAGCAAAUACGUAAACAUAUAAAAAGUUUAACAAAUCCAGCAAAUUUAACACAAGAAGCCACCGAUAAAAUCACCAAACAAAUAGAUUCACUUGAAAGAUUGGCCAACAAUACCUACGGACGUAAAUAUACACGUAUUUACAGUUCCACAGCUACUGGACUAACUGCUCAACAGUGUAAUCAAGUGUUAUCUUCGGAAUUUUUACAAUAUUUAAACGAGGACAAAAAGAAGAAUUGUUCUCAACAGACCACUAGAACAGCCGCAAAACCUCCACAUAUACCGGUAUUGUGUCAAGAAGCCAUUAGCUAUUUAAAACCUUUAGCACAGCAAACAUUUAUUGAUAUGACAUUUGGUGCUGGCGGCCAUACUAGUCAACUUUUGGAACAACAUCAAGAUAUUAAAGUGUUUGCCUUAGAUCGUGAUCCGGUAGCUUAUGAAUUGGCUAAAAGUAUGAGUUCUAAAUAUCAAGGUAGAUUAAUACCUUUACUGGGAAAAUUCUCUGACCUACCACGUCUACUUAAAGAUCAUCAAGUGGGACGUCAUAGUAUAGAUGGUAUUCUCUUCGAUUUUAGAUGUUCCUCUAUGCAAUUUGAUGAAGCUGAUAGAGGUUUUUCUAUAUCGAAAAAUGGUCCCUUAGAUAUGCGCAUGGAUCGUGGUUUUAACAAUAAUACCGAACAAAUAACAGCAGCUGAUGUUUUAGCUCGUGCAGAGGAAGUAGAUUUGGUGAAAAUUCUAAGAGUUUAUGGUGAAGAAAAAGCAGCUAAAAAAAUUGCCCGAGCUAUUGUGGAGGCACGCGCUGCUUUCUAUAAAAUAGAAACUACCAAACAGUUGGCAGAUCUGGUGGCUUCUUGUUUAAGUGAUACACCCUUUAGAAUGGAUAAAAUGCAACGUCCCACCCAUGUGGCCACAAAAACUUUUCAAGCUUUACGUAUUUUCGUUAAUAACGAAUUAAACGAAAUCAAUUAUGGCAUGAUCUUGGCAAAUGAAUAUCUAAAACCGGAAGGACGUUUAGUAGCCAUUACUUUUCACUCUCUAGAAGAUACCAUAGUUAAACGUCAUCUUAAUGGCAAUGUCAUAGAAGGUUUAGCCAAUCCGGUACCUUUGAAAUAUUGUGGUCAUGAUGUAACACACGAUAAAGAGUUGGUGGAAUCAUUUGUAUCUAGUAAAUGGAAACAAUUGCAUAAACAUGUAAUUGUACCAGAGGAUGAGGAAAUAAUGCGUAACAGUCGUAGUCGUUCGGCUAAAUUGAGAGCUAUCAACUUCCUUAACAAUGAUCCCAAUGUUCACGGUAUCAUUGUACAAAUGCCUUUGGAUUGUGAGAAUAAAAUUGAUUCUCACAAAGUUACCGAUGCCGUUUGUCCCGAAAAAGAUGUCGAUGGUUUGCAUACAAUGAACGAGGGACGCGUUUCCAUUGGUGAUUUAAGCGGUUUUAUGCCCUGUACUCCUUGGGGUUGUAUUGAAUUGAUCAAACGUUCGGGUAUUCAAAUUGCUGGCGCUAAUGCUGUUGUUUUGGGACGUAGUAAAAUUGUGGGUACACCAGCUGCUGAGCUUUUGAAAUGGCAUCAUGCUACCGUCACUGUUUGUCAUUCAAAGACCAAGAAUAUCGAGGAUAUUUGUCGUACUGCUGAUAUCUUAGUUGUCGGUAUUGGUGUACCAGAAAUGGUUAAGGGUUCUUGGAUUAAACCUGGUGCUGUCGUGAUUGAUUGUGGUAUCAAUGUUAAGCCAGAUCCUACUAAAAAAAGCGGCACUUGUUUGGUUGGUGAUGUUGAUUUUAAAGAAGCUAAAUUGGUAGCUUCUUCUAUAACUCCUGUACCUGGUGGUGUUGGUCCCAUGACCGUAGCCAUGUUAAUGCAAAAUACUGUACGUUCAGCUUUUACAGCAGCUGAGAAAUUAUUGAAAAAGACAUGGGAUUUGUCACCAUUGACAUUGAGACCCGCUAGACCAGUACCCAGUGAUAUUGUUGUAGCUCGUUCACAGACUCCCAAGAAUAUUUCAUUAUUGGCCAAGGAAAUUGGUUUAAUCGGCAAUGAAGUGUCUUUGUAUGGUAAUAAAAAGGCUAAGAUUGCUUUAAGUGUUUUGAAACGUUUGGAGUCAAGAGGUGAAGGUUCUUAUGUUGUGGUAGCAGGUAUCACCCCUACUCCCCUGGGUGAGGGUAAAAGUACCACACUUAUUGGUUUAGUUCAAGCUCUCUGCGCCCAUAAAAAACGUAAUGCCAUCGCCUGUAUGCGUCAACCCUCACAAGGUCCCACUUUUGGUAUUAAAGGUGGUGCUGCCGGUGGUGGUUAUGCUCAAGUUAUACCCAUGGAAGAAUUUAACCUACAUCUAACUGGUGAUAUACAUGCUGUCACUGCUGCCAAUAACUUAGUGGCCGCUCAGUUAGAUACACGUAUUUUCCAUGAAAAUACACAAAAAGAUCAGGCACUAUACGAUCGUUUAGUGCCCCGCAUUAAGGGUGAAAGAAAAUUCUCGAAAAUUCAAUUGAGACGUUUACAACGUUUGGGCAUUAACAAGACAGAUCCCGAUAGUUUGACUGAUGAGGAAAAGGGUAAAUUUGCUCGUUUAGAUAUUGAUCCUGAUACCAUUAUGUGGGAACGUGUUGUUGAUAUAAACGAUAGAUAUUUGAGACAAGUAACUAUUGGUCAAUCGGCUACUGAAAAAGGUUUCACACGUACCACUUCCUAUUCCAUCUCGGUGGCUAGUGAGAUAAUGGCUGUUUUAGCUUUGGCCAAGAACAUGGAAGACAUGAAGGAUAGAUUAUCGAAAAUGGUGGUGGCUUUUGAUCGUAAGGGAGAUCCUGUAACAGCUGAUGAUUUGGGUUGUACGGGUGCUUUGACUGUUCUGCUUAAGGAUGCUUUGGAACCUAAUCUAAUGCAAACUUUAGAGGGUACCCCCGUUAUGGUACAUGCUGGCCCAUUUGCCAAUAUUGCUCAUGGCUGCUCUUCGAAUGUGGCCGAUGAAAUUGCACUAAAGUUGGUGGGUGAGGAAGGUUUCGUGUGCACCGAAGCCGGUUUUGGUUCCGAUAUUGGUAUGGAAAAAUUCUGUAAUAUUAAAUGCCGUUCUAUGGGUCGUAGUCCAAAUGCUGUUGUUUUGGUGGCCACUGUUCGAGCUUUGAAAAUGCAUGGUGGUGGUGCUCCUGUUACAGCUGGCGCUCCUCUAAACAAACAAUAUACUGAAGAGAAUGUGGAAUUGUUGGAGAAAGGUUUACCCAAUUUAUUGCAACACAUUUCGAAUGGUCGUUCUUUCGGUUUGCCCGUUGUGGUGGCCAUUAAUCGUCAUAGCUCUGAUACUGAUGCAGAACACGAAUUGGUUAAAUCGGCUGCCCUUAAAGCUGGUGCCUUUGCCGCUGUUGUUUGUACUCACUGGAGUGAUGGUGGUGCUGGAGCAACUGAAUUGGCUGAAGCUGUUAUUAAUGCCUGCAAAAAUUCCCAUAACUUCCAAUAUCUAUAUGAUAAUGAAUUGUCGUUGUUGGACAAAAUGAAUACCAUUGCCCAAAAAAUGUAUGGUGCAGCUAAAGUAGAACUAACACCUAAAGCACAAAGUGCCAUGGAAAAAUUAACCAAUGCUGGUUUUGGCAAUUUACCCAUUUGCAUGUCUAAGGUAUCCGGAUCCCUUACCGGCGAUGCUGCCAUUAAGGGCGCCCCCAAGGGUUUCACUUUGACCGUUAGCAGCAUGCAUGUUUCUGCAGGAGCUGGUUUUGUGGUAGCCAUGUGUGGUGAAAUAACUAAAAUGCCUGGUUUGCCUACACGUCCGUGCAUUUAUGAUAUUGACUUGAAUACUGAAACUGGUGAAAUUGAAGGUCUUUUCUAAAUGCAAAGGAAACAUUAAUUUGUUUUGUAUAUUUGUGGACAAAAUUAUUUGUAUUUUUGAUAUAAUUACUCUUUUUCUUUUAUUAAUUAAGUUGAUAUUGUGUAAAAUAUUUGUUAAAUUUAAAUAAAUUGUAAUGUUUUAAUAACGUUUUUUAUCCAAAUCCUUUUCUAAA
Messenger RNA from Lucilia cuprina (Australian sheep blowfly), 4201 nucleotides. RefSeq names its product C-1-tetrahydrofolate synthase, cytoplasmic (gene pug). The transcript is spliced from 10 exons. Lineage: Eukaryota; Metazoa; Arthropoda; Insecta; Diptera; Calliphoridae. Gene Ontology annotation, molecular function: methylenetetrahydrofolate dehydrogenase (NADP+) activity; ATP binding; formate-tetrahydrofolate ligase activity. The record is from RefSeq and is a predicted model, not a curated record. Bases 142 to 4029 code for a protein of 1295 amino acids. Gene Ontology annotation, biological process: mitochondrial respiratory chain complex III assembly; rRNA base methylation.